AUGGAAGGACUGGAAUCUAGUCCGAUGACCAACGCAUCGUCUGAUCCCCUGUUAUCAUCUACGAUACGGAGCAAAUCGCCGAAACCCAGCCCGGCACCGGAUGUGUACCGAGGACAUAUUCAGAGCGACAGUGAUUUUCCUGGACAUGCCAAUCGGACAAGUCCUCGCUGUCAGAGUGCAUCCAGUACAAAUGCUUCCAGCGUCGGUUUCAACCAAUAUACAACUCUUACUCCGCUCCAACCUCUCCCACCCAUCUCAACGGUAACCAGUUCAGUCGAAAAAUUCGCGCCUUCGUCCAGUCCGGUAGCUAGCGAUGCGUCUACCUGUUCCACAUCUGCAAAUCUCUUCUUUCAGCAGGCUCCGACGAAUCCUGUCCCUGGCUCGCUGAAUUUCGGCUCAUUUGCGUACAAUGUAAAUAUCAAAUAUGUCUACGAUAUGAAGGAUGAGCCGCAUGUACCGGAUCCUCAGAGCGUGUCAGUUUCGAACAGUGGAGAGACCACUGAUUAUACAACAUCGGUCAGCACGCACCAGCAACUACAUCAGCUAAUCGCAGGAUCACCUUUCCCACCCAGCCAGCCUUCUUUUGUGCCGUCCUACUUAGAACCGAAACAAGAAAAAAUUGAAUUCAUCAAUUCCAGUUCAUAUGGCACUUUCAACGGCUCAGCUGACGUUUUAGAAGCGGUACCGAUUGGAGCUGUGGAAAGGAGUGAUGCUUCGCCGAUGCAAACAGAGACAGUCCGGCAGCCAGAAUCGCCAGAUUCCGGAAGCGAUUUAGAAGAACUUAACACAAAAGAGCUAGCGCAAAGGAUUUCUGCGGAACUCAAACGAUAUUCGAUUCCACAAGCAAUUUUUGCACAACGUGUUCUGUGCAGGUUUCUUCCAACGCUUUAA
Messenger RNA from Gongylonema pulchrum, 891 nucleotides. The record is from the annotation of a GenBank genome assembly. Lineage: Eukaryota; Metazoa; Nematoda; Chromadorea; Rhabditida; Gongylonematidae.